AUGAUAAAAAGUAUAUUGUUUUGGUUUCAGCUCCAUCACAAGGAAUUAUACAACUCUAUUCUCGGAUUAUAUUUGCUAAUAGUUGUACAUAUGUUCAGUCACGUAGUGUGUGCAAAUGACCUUUUGUCGAUGACAGGACCUUAUUAUAGACUGUGUGGCCCUGACCUGUCCCUCGGAUUACAAAGUCUAUGUGGGUCAAGGUAUGCUGAGAGGAAGAAGAAAUGGGACACAGAUGAACUUGAAAAACCAUUGCGUAUUAAAAAAUAUAUAUACAACAAACGCCAAAAUAGUAUUGGAAUAGUGGAAAUGUGUUGUUCUAAUCCAUUUGGUUGCUCAAUAGAAGCAUUAUCAUCCUUCUGUGCUGACGAUUCUGUUUAUAGGGACGCUUUUUUAAGAACCGUCGGUCAUCAUCAAAUUGCAGUUGCAGGUAGACCUCUAGAAGUAACAGCGGAACCAACCGCCACUGACUCAGUUACUGUGCCCCCUUCCAGGCCAAAUAUAGGCCGGAUACGACCGUUUCAUCCACGCCGGAACCAUGGACGAAGUCAUUCAAUUUGGCCUUCAAUUUCCGCGACAAGAAGACCUCACAAGUUUCAGAACACUCUUCAUCAUUUUUGAGAUGAUGGUGCUUUUGACAGAAGAUUUAGGAAUCUCACCGAAAUGAAGAACGGUCAUGCCAAGGGUUAAACACUAAAAACUGGGACUAUGAGAUUCUGUGUGUAAUUAACGUAUAUUUUUGCCUUUUACUUGGGAUCAACUCUAGAAUAAAAUGUACACCAAACAUUCAUACACCUACUCCGGAUUAUCGUAACCUGGGGUUGUCCUUUUUUCAACAUGAGGUAUCUUUCCAUUAGAGCAAGGUUGGA
Magallana angulata is the source of this 866-nucleotide messenger RNA. RefSeq lists its product as uncharacterized. Gene Ontology annotation, molecular function: hormone activity. Gene Ontology annotation, cellular component: extracellular region. The transcript is spliced from 3 exons. The record is from RefSeq and is a predicted model, not a curated record. The coding region runs from base 1 to 618 and encodes 205 amino acids. NCBI's taxonomy places the organism in Eukaryota, Metazoa, Mollusca, Bivalvia, Ostreida, Ostreidae.